AAAAACACUUUACACGAAUUAAAAAAGGGGGGAUGGUAUCCUCAACGAGGCUCACCCAAAAAUAUUCUUCAUCAUGCUUUAUUUGUCCUUAAUUUUUUGAGCAUGGAUGCUCAGGGAAAAACCACUGCUGAUCGUCUCUGGCACUCUGAGACUAAGAACAGCCACGCCACAGUAAUGUGGAAAGAUCCCCUUACCUCUAAAUGGAAUGGACCAGACCCAGUCCUCAUAUGGGCAAGAGGAUCGGCCUGUAUUUAUAACACCAAAGAAGGAGCUGCUCGAUGGCUCCCCGAAAGACUAGUAAAACAGGUUAAUAAUGAUAGCUUAUCCAGGGAACCAUCCCUUCCCUGAGAAUACUUAUCUCUUCUCUUUCAAGAAAAUGAAAGGACCCUGCACAAUGCUGCUAUUCCUGUUAAUACUUUUCCCAGACCAAACCUCUUCAACCUCGAACGACAAGUCAGUUACCAAUCCAUUCACUUGGCGCUUCUUCUUUACAGAAAACUACAAAUCUGAGGAACCCAGGAAUACAGAGCAAGCUGGAUCUCAUCUAGAAUCUGCACACAUGACCUGGCCUCCACCUGGAAUUCAGAAGAUAAGGCCGGACUUUGAGACAAUCUCACCUGAAAAGAAAUCGCAGACUAGGAAAAGGAGAAGACACGGCUGGUUCUCAGAUACAUAUAUCAAAGGACUUCCUGCCUCUAAGCCAGACCUGAUCACAUGUCUGGAACAAAAUAAAGAGCCCUGGAAUGUGAAGAGAGAGGAGGCAACGGCUAUAUAUACCCAGUUGUAUGAUGAUGAUUGA
Nycticebus coucang (slow loris) is the source of this 799-nucleotide messenger RNA. RefSeq names its product zinc finger protein 680-like. The transcript has 5 exons. Bases 314 to 799 code for a protein of 161 amino acids. Gene Ontology annotation, biological process: regulation of DNA-templated transcription. NCBI's taxonomy places the organism in Eukaryota, Metazoa, Chordata, Mammalia, Primates, Lorisidae. The record is from RefSeq and is a predicted model, not a curated record.